Messenger RNA from Trichoplax adhaerens, 999 nucleotides. RefSeq lists its product as uncharacterized. The transcript has 9 exons. Lineage: Eukaryota; Metazoa; Placozoa; Uniplacotomia; Trichoplacea; Trichoplacidae. The coding region runs from base 1 to 999 and encodes 332 amino acids. The record is from RefSeq and is a predicted model, not a curated record.
AUGGUGGUCAAUGUUAGACAAUCUGCAGAGCUAGUAUGUAAGCUUGCAAAACAUGUUCAAAUCAAGCAAGAUGGUAUCAAACAAGUCGCUAACAUGAUUGUGAAAGCACUGCAAUCAAAUUCCUACAGUAUACAGUCUUGGAAACAGCAUGAUCUCCAUCCUAAAGAUAUGAACGAAGCAACAUUAAAUUGGAUACUCGUCCUGGAUACGCUAAACUUUUCCUUUUGGACAGAAAAUCCACAGAAAUUUGUCAUCCGAUAUAAAGAAAAAAAUUAUACUGGGUAUUGGUCGCUUGUUGCUGCUAUCAAUAGAGCACUCGAUGAAGGAAUACCAUUGACUACACCACAAUUUUAUGCCGAUAUUACCACACAGCAAUUUGAAACUAUAUUUAGAUCUGAAACAGAUACUAGAAUUCCUCUGGUUGAAGCCAGAGUUAAAAAUCUUCGUGAAGUUGGUCGAAAAGUGAUUGAGAAAUUCGAUGGCUCCUUCGUUAACUGUAUAAAGCAGUGCAAUCAAUCUGCGGAAAAACUACUAGAAAGCAUUACCUCAACCUUCGAUUGUUUUAAUGAUGUAUCCACCUUUCAUGACAUUCAAGUUGGAUUUUAUAAGCGAGCUCAAAUACUCAUUGCAGAUAUUUGGGCUUGCUUUGAGGGACAAGGAUUUGGUUACUUUCAAGAUAUCGAGUACAUUACCAUGUUUGCUGAUUAUAGGUACGUUUUGGCUUUUAUGAAUGUCCUAACAUACUCUGAUUCAUUGAUGCAGCAUCUGAAAGACGGAACCGAAAUUAAGGCAGGAGAUGUUAUGGAGUUAGAAAUUCGAGGAUCAUCUAUUUGGGCGGUAGAGGUAAGUUCUCAAAUACAAGCCAAUGAAGAUUUACGACAGCGUGAUUUAAUAGUUAAUUCUAUCAUCAUUGAUUUUUAUCUAUGGGAUUAUUGUAAAGAAUAUCGAUCAGAAAUAGAUGUUAUCCCAAUGCAUAAAACACGUACUAUUUUCUAUUAA